Lymnaea stagnalis (great pond snail) is the source of this 414-nucleotide messenger RNA. The record is from the annotation of a GenBank genome assembly. NCBI's taxonomy places the organism in Eukaryota, Metazoa, Mollusca, Gastropoda, Lymnaeidae.
GAUCUAGCCCGGAACUGGAUCUCCGGCAUGUUACAACACGGUGCUGGUCUCACGGCUCUCUGCUGCCCGACGGUCAACUACUACAGCAGAGUUGUCCAUAACGUCACGGCUCCAAAACACGUGACCUGGGACGUGGACAACCUCUCGGCCUUUGUGAAUGUCAAGGUCAUAGGAAAGGACGUAUGGAUAGAAAACAGAAUCCCAGGUUAAGCAUCCAAUCCGUAUCUUGUUCUCCUCGCAACUAUAGCCGCAGGGAUCGAUGGGAUCGAGCAAAAUAUGACGUGUCCGGAUAAAUUUAGAUCUGGUGCCCUGAAAGUUCCACAAUCUCUAGAGGACGCACUUGUCGGACUGCAGACAGACAAAGUCUUAGAAGACGCUCUCAUGUCUCUACUUCUGAAAGCUUUCCUUGACAUU